ACUCACGCCCAACCUCUGGAUCUGUUCGUUGAUAUCGCGCUCCCUCUCGGCCUUCCACUGCCUUAUGUGCGCCAAAAACUCUUCGCCGCUCAUCUCGUGGCGGGUUUUGCCACAGCUUUUGUUAAUAUACUUCUCGACCACCAUCUGAGUGGCGAUACCCGCGUGAUCCAGACCGGGAGUCCACCGGCACGGGUGGCCGCGCAUACGGUGGUAGCGGCAAAUGGUGUCUUCGAUAGCGAGUGUCAUCGCGUGACCUACGGUGCCGGCGAAGCCCUAGUCAUUGCUCGCCGUCGACACCCAUCAGCCGAUAUACAGGUACGACAGGACACCGACGUAUUGGACACGUGGUUCUCUGCAGCGCUGUUGCCGCUCAGCGUUAACGGUUGGCCACAACGCGAUCCGACCGCCGAUGACAACAACGACCAGCGCUUCCCACUAUCACUCAUGGAGACGGGUCGCGACAUCAUAUUCUUCUGGGUCGCCCGUAUGGUCAUAAUGUCGCUCUCGCUGACCGGACGGUUGCCGUUCCGUCGAGUACUACUGCACGGUAUGGUCGCCGACAGCGACGGUCGCAAAAUGUCCAAAUCCCGGGGUAAUGUCAUCGACCCGUUGGACGUGAUCGAUGGCGUCACGUUGGAUGGGCUGAAAGCCAAGUGCUGGCGCGCCUACGACCAGGGCUUGCUGUCCGACAAAGAGUUGGCCGUAGGACUGGACGAGUUGGCCAAACGCUUCCCGAAGGGUGUGCUGGCGUGCGGUGCGGACGCACUGAGGCUACACCUCUUGGAGACCCGAUUCAAAGAGGAGAGCGUGGCUUUCGAUGCCAAACAAGUGGUUAUGUGUCGUAACUUUUGCAAUAAACUGCACCAAACGGUGCGCUUCUUCGCCACGAAUGUUGACCUGAGUUUCCGCGAAACCGAUAUUUUGACCUUGAUGCCGUACUUAACGCCGACCGACCGCUGGAUUCUCUCGGAACUGGUGGCCGCCGUUCAGAGCGCCGACCAGUCGAUACAAGCGUACGACCUAUCAGUCGCCGCCCAUCGGCUCAACCACUUCUGGCACCACCAGCUCUGCGACGUAUACGUUGAGCACAUGAAGACUGUGCUCCGGCCCACUGAUGACCAACAAAGCGCCGUCACCUGCGCUGACCAGACAAUCACCGCCCGGAACUGUUCGCUCAACGUGUUUGUCGUGUGUGUCCGCACAGCUCUCCGAGCGCUGCACCCAUUCAUGCCGUUUAUUACGGAGAACCUGUGGCAACACAUGCGUCGACUGUUGGCCACCGAUGGCCGAGCGCUCGACUACAAGAGUAUUGUCGACGAACGCUAUCCGGACGGCACCGCCGCCGCCGACCAGUGGAUGAAAGCGUUUGAUUACGCGGUCGGCGACGAUAUGCGUACCGUAGAGGCGGUCAUCCAACAGAUCCGUUCGCUGCGACAGACGUACAAAUUGCCAAAGAGUCUACUCCGCGAGAAGACUGUGCUGUUGGCCACCAAUGGCCAGCGUUUGGACAGUUAUCGACGAUUGAUGGCCAGCGCGGCCGCUGUGCGCGCCGUCGAGUUGGUCUCAGUGCACGACAUUCACCGAUACGACAGUUAUCUGUGUUUUAAGAUCGGCGUAACGGACGGCGAAAGCGAUGGCCACAGAAGUAGUGCCACAAGUAGUGAUGACAGCGAUUCCCCGGCCAUCGGCGACGAUGACAACUGCGAGCACCGGUACGACGACUGUUACUUACUUGUGGACGUGGACACCGACUUUGUAAGGGCGCAACUGUCUGUGUCGGGUGUGAAGCACGAUGUGGUGGACACCACCGCCCGAGAGCUCGAGCGCUACAAAUGCCAUAACUUUCACCAAAACUACUGGAAAACCAGUUCAAUGCGAAGGCGUGACAAGUCUUGA
Molecule: messenger RNA, 1896 nt
Organism: Medioppia subpectinata
Lineage: Eukaryota; Metazoa; Arthropoda; Arachnida; Sarcoptiformes; Oppiidae
Source: the annotation of a GenBank genome assembly